Molecule: messenger RNA, 921 nt
Organism: Cylicostephanus goldi
Lineage: Eukaryota; Metazoa; Nematoda; Chromadorea; Rhabditida; Strongylidae
Source: the annotation of a GenBank genome assembly
GGUGACUCGUUUGGUUAUGUCCCUGAGAGUGACGCAUAUGUCAAUGUUAUGCAGCCUGUAGCGGUCAAUGUCAAUCCGCUUUCUGAUAUUCUGCAGAUUGCGUUGGGAGAAGACAUUACUGAAGAUGCGGAUGAAAAGUCGGAAAGGAUUCCUUCAUUCAGUCGAUUCCUUCGUAUGCAGCUUGAUGCGGUCCGCUCUGAAAAAUCGAAAAUCUAUGAGGUACCAAAACUGGAGCUGUGGAUCAAGUACGCAAAAGCAUUGGUAGAAAUCAUUAGUCCUAGUUCUGAAAUCGUCACUAAGAAGUUGCUGAAUCAGUAUGUGAACAGACAACUGCAGUUUAUGAGAAUUCUUAUUCUUCUGGAUGGUUUUAGGCUCAACGCCAAGCAUGUAAAAGAAGCAAUAGCUAGAUAUACCGGGACGUCCCCCGGUUUUGGUAAAAACAAACCGAUUACGGACCGAGGUCGAAAUCAAGUGUUUACGAAGGCCGAGCAUGAUCACAAGGUUGCUCUUGCUAUAGCUUAUUUGGAUGCUGUAUUAGUCGGGGAUCGAGAUGAAGCGAUUGCGCAAGUACGAGCCACAUGUGAUAGUCUCUGGCAAGGAGGAAUGCGAGGUUGUGAGGAAAUCUCAAUGACGGGGAAUCGUUGCCAAUUGAAGGUGCAUGCUACCAUCGGUGAUGCAUCCGUACCAUCCAGUGAAUGGGAAAUGCACUCCAAUGACAUCACCUAUCUUUCCACAUGCUCUUGUGGUCGGCGUCAAGCAGUACGAAGGGAUCCCUUUACUCUCAAGGUAAGCAAUGCGGAACCUGAAGUGAUUGAGAGUUCCUCGCAGUCAUCGCAAGAUGAUGAUGUACACUAUCAAGACAUGAGAUCGUAUCUGGAUGAUGAGUCAGGUGAAAGUUGGUUUUUAUUUGUACGUUUCUAA